Molecule: messenger RNA, 657 nt
Organism: Candida dubliniensis CD36
Lineage: Eukaryota; Fungi; Ascomycota; Pichiomycetes; Serinales; Debaryomycetaceae
Gene: FUR1
Product: uracil phosphoribosyltransferase
Exons: 1
Coding region: 1-657 (218 amino acids)
Source: RefSeq, a predicted model, not a curated record
AUGUCUGUUGCCAAAGCUGUGAGCAAGAACGUUAUUUUAUUACCACAAACUAACCAAUUAAUUGGUUUGUAUUCAAUCAUUCGUGAUCAGCGUACUAAACGUGGAGAUUUUGUUUUCUAUUCAGAUAGAAUCAUUCGUUUAUUAGUCGAAGAAGGUUUGAACCAAUUACCAGUUGAAGAAGCAAUUAUCAAGUGUCAUGGUGGAUACGAAUACAAGGGGGCAAAGUUUUUAGGUAAAAUUUGUGGAGUAUCUAUUGUCAGAGCUGGAGAAUCCAUGGAAAUGGGGUUAAGGGAUUGUUGUCGUUCAGUACGAAUUGGGAAAAUCUUGAUUCAAAGAGAUGAAGAAACUGCAUUACCAAAAUUGUUUUAUGAAAAAUUACCUGAAGAUAUCAGUGAACGUUAUGUAUUUUUAUUAGACCCAAUGUUGGCAACAGGAGGUUCAGCAAUGAUGGCCGUUGAGGUUUUAUUGGCCAGAGGAGUGAAAAUGGACAGAAUUUUAUUCUUAAACUUAUUGGCAGCACCAGAAGGUAUCAAAGCAUUCCAUGAAAAAUACCCUGAUGUCAAAAUAAUCACCGGUGGAAUUGAUGAAAAAUUAGAUGAAGACAAAUACAUUGUUCCAGGUCUAGGAGAUUUCGGUGACAGAUAUUACUGUAUUUAA